This is a messenger RNA of Manihot esculenta (cassava), 1225 nucleotides long. Its product is annotated as ubiquitin carboxyl-terminal hydrolase 3. Gene Ontology annotation, molecular function: cysteine-type deubiquitinase activity. Gene Ontology annotation, cellular component: cytoplasm. Bases 139 to 849 code for a protein of 236 amino acids. Gene Ontology annotation, biological process: ubiquitin-dependent protein catabolic process; protein deubiquitination. The record is from RefSeq and is a predicted model, not a curated record. The transcript has 9 exons. NCBI's taxonomy places the organism in Eukaryota, Viridiplantae, Streptophyta, Magnoliopsida, Malpighiales, Euphorbiaceae.
UGUAGUUUUGUGGGUAUGACGCUAGAAAUUCUGGAGUUUUAAAACCCAGCCAAAACCCUUUGAAUUUGAUAGCUACAUAGAAUCUCAACACCUUUCUUCUUCUGCAGACGUAGAAAUCUUAGGCAAGGUGAACACCAAAUGGCAACCAUAGACGAAAGACCCUCUGCUAAGCGGUGGCUUCCUCUUGAAGCUAAUCCAGAUGUUAUGAACCAGUUCCUUUGGGGCUUAGGCCUUCCGGAGAGUGAAGCCGAGUGCUAUGAUGUUUAUGGCUUGGAUGAGGAACUCCUGGAAAUGGUUCCGAAGCCUGUUCUCGCCGUUUUGUUCCUAUUUCCCAUAACUCAGCAGAGUGAAGAAGAGAGAAUGCGUCAGGAAGGCGUGAACAAGGAACCUAGCAGUAAAGUUUAUUUCAUGAAACAGACUGUGGGUAAUGCUUGUGGAACAAUAGGGCUUCUUCAUGCUGUUGGGAACAUCACUUCAGAUAUCAAGCUUUUUGAGGGAUCAUUCUUGGAUAAGUUUUUCAAAUCCACUGCACAGAUGGAUCCAUUGGAGCGUGCUGCAUUUCUUGAGAAUGAUAGAGAAAUGGAAGUUGCACAUUCUGUAGCAGCUACAGCUGGUGAUACAGAGGCUUCAGAGAACGUCGACACUCACUUUAUCUGCUUCACGUGUGUGGAAGGAGAACUUUUUGAGCUUGAUGGAAGAAAAUCAGGACCAAUAUCGCAUGGUGCAUCCUCACCAAGCAGCUUAUUGCAGGAUGCAGCUAAAGUCAUACGGGACAUGAUCCAGAAAAACCCCGACUCCCUCAAUUUUAAUGUAAUCGCCAUUUCAAAGAAAUCUGAGGGCUCAAUUUGAUUUUGGUGGUUUACGGCUGUACAAGUUUGUCCAGCCAUCCAUGACGUGGUCGGUUGUAGGCUUUAUAAAACCUUUUGUGGUCAGGUAAAGACACUCGGGGAAUAAUUUUCUGUUAAAAAAUGUCAUGUACAAGCUAAAUCUUUAGCGUAAGAUUCCUGUCAUGAGUCUCGCUGAUCAGGGCUGUUCGAUAAGCUAGUGAGCCUGGUUGGAUGUGUGCUUUGAGCUCCAAUAUUUGUUCAACCCCUAACAUGAAAUUUAUACUAGUGAUUUGGGUAAGAAGAUAUAGCACAAUGCUUCAAUUAUCUGGAAAUCAAUAAACUGUUGAAUAUAUGUUUAACUUUAUUUAUCUAUAAUUGAUGUAGAUCAAAUCUUUCCA